UCUCCCCCCAUUUCGAGGGAAGAGGUUAAUAAUAACCUCUUUCUCCUUCUUUAGCAAGCAUACAAUUGUUAAAAAAACAAUCUUUUUCUACCAAUGUACAUCCUUUUUCUUGAUAAAAAUACUAUUUUGAUUAUAUUAGCAUAAGGAGUUCUUCUGGAUAUUUGCCUGAUCUAUCUGGUUUUGGGGGUUAAUCUUUGUGAUUAUAGAACAAACAAUUUGCAGUUUCUUGAUUGGGAUUCUGAUUAUUGAUUCUUUAUCUUCAGAUCUGGGGGCCUGUAAAGAUAUUUACAGCAGAGAAAAGGAUCUUACUUUAUAGACAUUGGUGUGUAAUUUAUUAAGAUUAAAGGUGGGUUCUUGAGAGGUUCUCAAGAAUGGCUUUGAAGUUAUUAAUAUAACAAAGUGGGUGGAUAUCAUCAAUGCGGUUUAAUCUGGAUAGUUUGGAUGGAUGUGUAUGAAUCAGAGAUAGCAUUAAAGAAGAUUUCAACAGUGGAGGCAAAAAGAGCUCCAUUGAUUCAGGCUGAGAAGAACCAUGGAAAUACUCGCAGGCCAAGAACAAGAGAAGUUAGUUCUAGGUACAGGUCACCUACUCCAUCAGCUUCCUCUGGCCCUAGACGUUGUUCUUCUCCAAAUGUCACAAGAAUUGGAACUACUGCAUCAACACUUUCGUUACCUAAGAGAGCUAUAUCGGCUGAAAGGAAACGACCAACGACUCCUUCAUCACCUACCAGUCCAUCACCAUCGACACCUGUACAUGAUACAUCUGCAGAAGAAUUGUUGUCCAGAAAGAUGGCAGGCAAUAGGUUGCCAGAAUCUUUAUGGCCCUCAACAAUGAGGAGUCUGAGUGUUUCUUUUCAGUCUGAUUCGUUUUCUUUACCUGUUAGUAAGAGAGAAAAACCUGCUCCUCAUGCUCUAUGUGAUCGUACUUUGAGACCAUCAUCAAAUGUAGUGCAGAGACAGGAAACACCUCCAGGUUCUCGAAAGGCCACACCUGAGAGAAGGAGGAGUCCAUUGAAGGGAAAGAAUUCUUCUGAUCAAGCAGAGAAUUCUAGACCAGUUGAUAGUUUAAAUGCUAGAUUAGUCGAUCAGCAUCGAUGGCCAAGUAGAACGAAUAAGAAGGUACCUUCUGGUAUUAUGAACAGAAGUAUUGAUCUGAGUGAUAAUAAUAGCAAAAUUGCACCAAAUACUCGUCCAGUCACGCCUACCUUGAGGAGAUUAUCAUUGGAUGGUUACAGCAGACCAUUGCAAAAAUCUGCCAGUGAAUUGCUGUCAUUAAUAUCAGUAGAUGAUAAUUCACUUUCAAUGCAGAAGUCCAGACCUUCGACUUCAUUGGAUAGAACAGUAUCGACGAAUCCAGUAGCUAGAUCUCUGACUGUAUCAGCUCCUGGAUCACGUCUUCCUUCACCAAAUAAAGCAUCUGUUCUAUCAUCCUCUGCAUCUAGAGGAGUCGGUCCAUCUCGAACAAAAUCAGUCCCAAGUACGCCAUCUAGAGGGCCAAGUCCAUCUCGGAUAAGGCCAUCUAGUCCAUCUAGGCAACAACCCAAAACUGCUACUUCUGUCCUCAGCUUUAUUGCAGAUAUCAAAAAGGGGAAGAAGGCAGCUAACCACAUAGAAGAUGUUCAUCAGCUGAGGCUAUUGUAUAAUAGACAUCUCCAAUGGCGGUAUGCUAAUGCCAGGUCAGAUGCAGCAUUGCACACGCAGAAAGCUAAAACUGAGAAAACAUUGUACAAUGUCUGGAGAAAUACCUCAGACCUAUGGACUUCUGUUAUUAAAAAGAGAAUUGCGCUACAACAGGUUAAGCUGAGGUUGAAGCUUUUUGCUGUUCUGAAUGAACAGCUUACCUACCUUGAUGAGUGGGCUUCAAUUGAAGGGGAUCAUACCAGUUCAUUAUCCCAUGCUAUACAAGACCUACAAGCAUGCACUCUCCGUCUUCCAAUAACUGGACGAGCUAAGGGUGACAUUGAAAGUGUUAAGGAAGCUGUUUGCUCAGCUGUUGAUGUAAUGCAGGCAAUGGGAUCUUCCAUGCGUUUUAUAUUGUCUAGGGUGGAAGGGAUGAACAGCCUGGUUUCUGAACUUGCUGAUGUGGCAGCUCAAGAGCGAGCCAUGCUGGAUGAAUGUGAAGCCUUGUUGGCUUCAACAGCAGCUAUGCAGGUAGAAGAAUAUAGCAUUAGGUCUCAUCUAAUACAGUUGAAACAAGCUCGGAGAAGUGAUGAGCAGCUCAUACUUGGAAAUUAGAUAGUUUUACCAAAUGGCUUUUAGCUAGUGUGUAUAGUAAAUAGGUUUUUCCUUUUCAUUCUUUUUCUUCUUUUUUUUUUUCAUUAUUCUAAUUUAUCAUGGGAAAGUUGAAUUGUUUCAUUCUUUUUCUUCAUUACAUAUCUUGCAAAAAGUCUAUCCUAGUGUAACUUUUUGUGUUAUCAACAAGAAAAAAGAAAUGCAAAAGGAAGAAAAAAGGUUCAACAUUAAUUAUA
Molecule: messenger RNA, 2465 nt
Organism: Solanum stenotomum
Lineage: Eukaryota; Viridiplantae; Streptophyta; Magnoliopsida; Solanales; Solanaceae
Product: AUGMIN subunit 8
Exons: 7
Coding region: 442-2232 (596 amino acids)
Biological process (GO): spindle assembly; centrosome cycle
Cellular component (GO): cytoplasm; centrosome; nuclear microtubule
Molecular function (GO): microtubule binding
Source: RefSeq, a predicted model, not a curated record